AUGAGUAGUAGUUCUAACAGUGCUGCUAACUUGGCCGCUUUAGCAGCGUUCAAUGCAGGCAAAAAGAAGGACGGUGGUAACAACCAACUGCCAUCUUCGGGAUACAAUGCCUCAAAAUACCAACUACAGCAAACACAGCCUAAAAGACAUCCAAGUACACAGAAAGUGGCUCCCACUACUAAAUUGCAGGUAAACACAUCUCCAGAUGCAUCCACAACACUUCAACCAGCUUACGCUCCUAUGCGGCCCCUUCAGGCCAAUGAUCUUACACCAACACGUGAAGAUAAAGACGUCAAUACCCCUGACUACUUUGCACACACACCACGUCAAACUUCACGACAGAAUUCCAUCAAACUGCCUUACUACCUGCCGAUUCUACUGCCACUGUCACCACGAGAUAUGAUUAGCAAUGUCAAGAAUUCGAUCGACUCAAAGGCUAUUGUCAAUGAUGUGAAUGCCAAACGCUUGUCGCUGGAUUAUUCACCCCAGGAGAUGUUGAAGAGCUUGAAAGACUCAUUGAAUAGAAAAUCGCAUUCGCAAUCUGGUCCAAAGACGAUGGAUGCUAGGGGUAGAACAAUUCUAGAUGGUGUUAGGGAGAGGAUCGAUGACAACAUGAGAGAGACAUCGAAUAACUUAGCCAAUCUUAGUUUGAAACAAUACGAAUGGCUGAAGACUCACUCCGAUGCAGAUGUAGGCAAUUAUCGAAGAAGAAACGAUUCGCAGACAUCAUUGGGAACAAGUGCCACUGAUGUAGAUCCAGUGUUUAAAACGAGACGCCAACUGUCACCUAGUAACACGCCUGGAGUGCGAAUAGAUGUGACUGAUCAUGAUGCAGAGAUGGGCGAGAAACAGAAUAACGACGCCAAUGACGCCACUAUCAAAGUUCCAGUAACAAUUCCUGAACCUGAUCGGUUGUCCCUCGCCGAUUCGACUUCUCAUUUUCCUGUUACAAAUAGAGGCACACGCAGAAAACCCCCUCCUCCCACCUCGUCCGACGAAGAACGUGAUCCAAUGUCUCGACAUUCAACUUCAGACACGGACAACAAUAAGGAUGACAUGUAUUUUGAUCUGAGUGAUGGCUUCUCAGGAGAUGAAUUGAGGAAGCAGAUGCAAUUGAAGGGGAUGUCGAUGGAUACGUUCUCAAGUGGAGAAGUGAUGCUACCUCCUGAGGAUGACAUGGUUUCAUUUACCGAAAAUGAUGAACCUGAUCCUGUAGCUAAAGUCAAGGAUACCAAAUUUCCUCAAUUCCCCGAUGUGAGGAAGCAUCACCAACACUUGUUCGGAACGAGGCGUCAUAGAUUGAAAGAGGGUGACAAGUAUAACCGAUUUGAGUCAGGUGCCUACUCUGAUGAUGAUGAGUUGCUGGAGUCACCUACACAAACAACUCCAGCAGUGCCACUUCCACAACAACAACUCCAGGGUCAAGGUCACAGCAAUACAUCCAAGAGCAAUCUGCUGCUGCUGCAACAACAGCAACCAGUGCAAUUCAAAACUACAAUGAGAAAGACCAAUAAACGUAAAGACCGCAAAACUAAAUUUGAUGAAUUGAAGCCGUGGAAAACUCACGAGGAGUUGAAUUUCCCGACUGAGCAAGAGCGAAAGAGGUAUGAGGGGGUCUGGGUGAGUAACAAAGGAUUGUACAUGAAUUUAGUCGUGACAAAGUUGACUGGCGUGGAUUCAAGUGAGACACGUGUCCAACAGCAUGACGAUUCCAUGAAGGCGGCGUUAAUAUCUACAAACGAUAUCCAACCGGAUAAGGGUGAGGAAAAUGGCUCUAAUCGGAAAAGUAAUGGUACUGGUACUGGAGCUGGGGCUGGGGCUGGGGCUGGCGGUACCUCACACGAGAGCGAAGAACCACCAAUCUCCAAAGCUGAGGAAGCAACUAACAAGCUACACAGCUUGAAAAAUGCCGAUGUGAAUCAAUUAAUCCUUGGAGCAGUCGUAAAGAGGAUCUGGAAUCGAAGUCGAUUGCCUAGUGACGUAUUAGAGCAAAUUUGGAAUUUGGUUGACUUUCGUCGUGAUGGAUCUUUGAACAAGAAUGAGUUUCUAGUUGGUAUGUGGCUUGUUGACCAGUGUCUUUAUGGACGUAAGUUGCCAAAGAAAAUUGAACCUGUUGUUUGGGAUAGUCUUGGUGGGAUUGGAGUUAAUGUGAAUUUGAAUUCGAGGAGAUGGAAGUAG
Molecule: messenger RNA, 2178 nt
Organism: Lodderomyces theae
Lineage: Eukaryota; Fungi; Ascomycota; Pichiomycetes; Serinales; Debaryomycetaceae
Gene: IRS4
Product: Irs4p
Exons: 1
Coding region: 1-2178 (725 amino acids)
Biological process (GO): endocytosis; actin cortical patch assembly; endosomal transport
Cellular component (GO): cytoplasm; plasma membrane; nucleus
Molecular function (GO): protein binding
Source: RefSeq, a predicted model, not a curated record